CUUUUUGGUAAUUCGAAGGAAGUAAUUAAGAUAAAUAAUAGUUAUUUGAUUAGUAAUUCUUCAUUAUGUAAGUUUAGCAGAGGAAAAUGUUUCGUAUUUGCAUCUUAUUGUACGGUCUUUCACUAACCGAAGCCUACACAGUCAAGGUCUCAGGUAAAGUGGAGCUGGGCAACAAACUGUCGAAGCUGUUCAAAGACUUGUACACACAACUAAUAGAGAGCGGAGUGGUCCCAGAACAUUCCCCGAUUAAUGAUGAAUCUGGACCUACAGAUGGCGUAACCAAAAAAAAUGUGGAAUUAUCGCAAGAAAGCACCGAAGAUACAGCGAAAGAUUUUGUCGAUAAAACUAGGCAAGACAAGAAACAAAAGAAGAAAAGAGAAAAACGUGUCGUAGAGGCCUCCACGUCUUCCUCUCGUGACCUCCCCUUACUGGAUAAAAUAAUGAAGAAUGAAUUAGAGAAACUCCACCUGUAUGGUUACCAUAAGUCCCCGGAUAAAGAGACAGAUGACCUCGGGAAGCCUUUGAAUAAUGUACACAUUUAAUAUCUGACAAUAAAUCGAUACUCAUAUAGGGUGUGUUUCUUUGAAUGUGCUG
This is a messenger RNA of Spodoptera littoralis (African cotton leafworm), 594 nucleotides long. NCBI's taxonomy places the organism in Eukaryota, Metazoa, Arthropoda, Insecta, Lepidoptera, Noctuidae. The record is from the annotation of a GenBank genome assembly.